This is a messenger RNA of Pseudomyrmex gracilis, 1518 nucleotides long. RefSeq lists its product as uncharacterized. The record is from RefSeq and is a predicted model, not a curated record. The transcript has a single exon. Lineage: Eukaryota; Metazoa; Arthropoda; Insecta; Hymenoptera; Formicidae. The annotation marks the transcript as partial. Gene Ontology annotation, molecular function: zinc ion binding; nucleic acid binding.
AUGGCUCAAGAAGGUGCUGGAGCAAGACCCGCGAUACUCGGCUCCCUUGCGAUCGAGGCAUUUGAUCCGAGCGUGGCUACGUGGCGACGUUGGCUACUGCGGUUGCAAGGCGCUUUUAUGGUUUUCGGAAUCAAAGACAAUGCCCGAGUGCCCUAUCUGCUACACUACGUGGGGGCCACGGCUUUUGACAUCUUGUGCGAUCGGUUGGACCCUGAUGAUCCAUUCGCAAAAUUAUAUGAUGAGUUGGUCCAGAAAUUAGAAGAAUUCUACGAACCGGCGCCAUUGGAGAUCGCUGAAAAUUACAAAUUUCACCAGCGAAGACAACUCGAGGGAGAAACGGUACAGCAGUAUGUGGCGGCCUUGCACAAGUUGAGCGUCCAUUGCAAAUUCGGAGACUACUUAAAGACGGCGCUGAGAAAUCAGCUCGUUUUUGGUCUGUUGAAUAAAAGGGCUCAGGCGCGUUUACUGNAAAAGAAAAACUUGACCUUCGACGAAGCCGUAAACGUGGCUGUUACCAUGGAGUUAUCAGAAAAAGGUUCAGAGCAAAUGAAGUUGAAUGGCGCUGACGCAACUUCCGCAGGUAUAGAGUACCUGAAAGCUGGUAAGAAACCACCCGCUAAAGGUGCUACGGGUAAACACGUCAAACAACAGUCUAGCAAAUCUAGUAGUAAGGCGACAAACGCGCGUUCUAAAUCAGAUGUAAAAACUGUAAAAUGUUUUAGGUGCGGUAAACAACACCUAGCUUCCAAAUGUACGCUCAGUCGUGAUGUGCGUUGUCAUGGCUGCGGGAAGUUAGGACAUUUGCGUGCGGUAUGCUUCGGAAACAGCUCCUCUACAAACCAGUUGCAAGAACUUCUACAAUUAGAACACAUACACGCUCGUGAUAAAUUCAUGAUUACUCUCGAGGUAAAUGGAAAGUAUGUGGAAUUUGAAGUGGACAGUGGAGCAGCUGUUACGGUAAUGAGUAAGUGCAGGGCCGCUACUCUCUUUCCCGGUGUGCCCGUUUACCAUACAGAUCUAAAGUUAAUCUCAUAUUGCAAUCGCACCUUGCGGAGCGUAGGAUAUGUUUCGGUGAAUGUAAAAUUCAAAUCUGUAAGCAAGAAAUUAAACGUGUAUUUAGUAACUGGCAGUAAGAAACCACUACUCGGCAGAGAGUGGAUACGACAAUUGUCAAUUGAAUCUGAUUUCUGGCAUUGCAAGGCUUCAAUAAAUCGAGUAGAAAGCCAAAAAAAUAAGUUACAAUCUGUAUUGCAAAGAUUUCAAACAGUAUGCUCUACUGAACCACCGGCUAUCAAAGGCGUUCAAGCGAAUUUAACAUUAAAGCCAAAUGCCACGCCGGUAUUCGUAAGAGCUCGACCUGUACCAUUCAAAUUGUUGCCGCUAGUAGAGCAAGAGUUAGACAGAUUAGAGUCCGCUGGUAUUCUUGAAAAAGUGGCUACGUCCAAAUGGGCGACCCCUAUAGUCCCAAUUCUGAAACGCGAUGGGAGCGUCCGCAUCUGUGGCGAUUACAAAGUCACG